Copidosoma floridanum is the source of this 3844-nucleotide messenger RNA. Its product is annotated as zinc finger protein Noc. Gene Ontology annotation, cellular component: nucleus. Gene Ontology annotation, biological process: negative regulation of DNA-templated transcription. The record is from RefSeq and is a predicted model, not a curated record. NCBI's taxonomy places the organism in Eukaryota, Metazoa, Arthropoda, Insecta, Hymenoptera, Encyrtidae.
UUUGGAGUCCGUCCUGUAUGAACGCACGAGGGCCGCUGUCACAGUUAUAGGCACGGCUUCAACAAAGUUCACGGGAAAGGUGUUCCCUCAGUUGUACAUGCUUGCAUAAGUACAUGCGGUAAUUACCAAUGAGACUCUGCUGCGUGAUGCGGUAACAAACGGUGCUUUGUGUGUUUCGUCGAGUGCCCGUGUGUAUUUGGUUUGAAAAAAAAAACGAGAGCUUGCUGAUUUAAAAAAAAAUUUGUUUAUGUUUAUUUGGAGCGUAUCGCUUCCGUGGAUAGAUAGUAUAGACGAGUGUUUGGUGCGAGACUUUUUUUGAGGUAUCGAGCUGUGAGGUGGUGAAAAAAUAUAUAUGAUGAGGCCGAGGGAAUAUUAUGUGGUGACAUGAGUUUAGGGUUUGAAGAUAAGUGAUUUUGAAGGCCCGAAGAAGAAGAUAAUUACAAGGAGGAAGAGGAAAGACAAAGGGGGAAGUGUAGGUACGGCUGGUCCCAAGAUGCUGACAUCGAGCGCCAAUCAGUACCUCCGUCCGGAGUACAUAACACCUCUACCCACGACGCUGGACGCAAAAAAGAGUCCCCUGGCUCUCCUCGCCCAGACGUGCAGUCAAAUAGGCGUGGACCCGCCAACGAGCAAGUCCCUGCUGGUACCGCUCGACAAGUCUCAAAAACUGUCAAAGUCGGGGUCGACCACCUCGUCAUCAUCGUCAGACUCGUCGAGUCGCGACAAAUCGUCACCAUCGUCCCAGAGCAACAACUCCACGUCAUCGUCAAUGUCGUCCGCGUUCUCAGAAACCAAGCCCACCAGCAGCUUCAAGCCUUAUGAGUCCUGCGUGUCGCGGGACAAAGUAUCCAGCCCCGAGCAGCGCGUCCCCUCCGCCAACUCGAAUCCCGGCGGUGGUGGCAGCUCCUCCCGCUCCCGGACGCCCGCGGGCAAGCGCUGCUCCAGCAACCAGAGUGCCUCAUCGGGCAGCGGCAGCCGUGCCCUCACGCCCCAGGGUCGCAAGAGCUCCACCCCCGGGGACAGUACGCACCGCGAGUCGCCGAGCGCAAGGCUAGCGAGGGAAGACGCCGCCUCCAGAUCCGCCUCGUCCUACAGCCCGUCGAGCCUGCAACAGCAGCAUCCGUCGUCCAAACCGACGGCCUACAGUAGUCACCUGGUCGCGUACUCCUCCGCCCACCAGGACCACCUAGUCCAGAGCACCAGCUGCUUCAGACCGUCGGCCCUGAGUCUGUCGACCUCCGUUGCCGGUGGUGCCACCACGACGACGACGCCCUCGGCCGCGUACGGUCUGCCCUUCCCGGCCCAGCUGCCACCCAUGGACCCCAUGACCGCCAGCUCGCUCAUGUCCCAGCACGCGGCCCUCAAGAACGGCCUGGCCGUCAACCCGUACCUCGGCUACACCCGCAUAAAGACAGCCACCGGCGCCGAAGCCCUAGUGCCGGUCUGCCGGGACCCCUUCUGCACCGGUUGUCCCCUCAACAGCCACCUCCUCGGCGCCGCCGCUGCUGCAGCCGCCACCUCGCCCGUGAACGGUUCCAAGCUCCCCAGCAGCACUAGUCCCAGCGCCGCCUGCCCCGCGGGCUGCGCCCAGUGCGACCACAAGCAACAGCAAACAUCAGCUCCCUCGCCCUCCGCGACCGCCGCCGCCGCCUCGCCCGCACCCCCUCCGUCCAUGACUGCGAGCCCCUACGCGGCCUACGCCCAGAUGGUGGCCCUGGCCGCGGCGUCCCAGCUGCCCUACAUCUGCAGCUGGGUGGGCACCGACACGGCCUACUGCGGCAAGAGGUUCGCGAGCACGGACGAGCUGGUCCAGCACUACAGGAGCCACACCGGGGACUCGGCCGCCGCGGCCGCGGCCGCCACCAUGUCGUUGCUCACCCCGCCCGGGCACCCUCUCCUCUCGAGGAGCUAUCCGACGCCGCCCCUCAGUCCUCUGGCGAGUGCUAGGUAUCACCCGUAUGGCAAGGGGCCCUACCCCGGACCCCCGCACCCCCACCUUUCGGCUCUGGGGCUGUCCCUGCCACCGUCGCAUCCACACUCGGCGGCGGCAGCUGCGGCGGCCGCGGCCGCUGCCGGUCUUCCCCCGUACUUCUCGCCCUACUCGCUCUACGCGGCGGGCUCGAGGCUGGGCGCCGCGACGGGGAUGCAUCCCUAAUUUGGCGGCGGGUUGGUUUGGCGACCAGAGCUUUUGGUUUUAUGAUUUGAGGGCGUGGAUAGUGUAGAAAAUCGAGAGGGCGUGUCACCGCGGAUCUGCAUUGACUGUGAUUGUUUUUCUCUUUUGCGACUGUCUUAGGGUUACUCACUUGUACACGUGCCGUUGAUGUUUGUUUUGCGAAAAUAUUCGAUUAUCGCAUGAUUUUUUGUCAAUAAUAUUUGUCAUGAGCUCGAAUGAAGUUUAAAUAGUCGAGCUUCUUUUCCACUCGAUACGUGAAUUUCCGCAUUUGUUGUUCUUAAAAAAAGUAAAAGAAAAGAAAAAAGUAUGAGUUGAAAAAAAACACCCACAAACGCGUACGAAUUUCAUUGUUGUAUAUUCCAUUGGUACGUUUCGCGCGGCUGUACGCCUAGGCCAGGCAUAAUCGGCCGUUGUGUCCACACUCCCCGCAUUUACCUGCCCACCUUUUCCCCUUUGAUUAUUAUUUAUGUAUUCCCCGUGUCGUAAGGAACAAUACGUGUGUACAAUGCGUCAUCCUGCUUUAAUGAUCGUAUUCAAUCGACCCUUUGUCCGUAACUGUACGGAAAACUUGUAAAUUUGUUUAUAGAAGAAGAAGAAGAAGAAAAAAAAGAGACGUAUUCAGAUGUAAACUAUUAACGUUCGUUGCUCGUAAUAAUGAGUGAAAAAAGUGUGUCGCGUGUUAAAAUGAUGAUGAGGAUGCUUGUGACGAGAGAAAAAAAAAGUUGAUAGUUGCGCUGAGGGACGAAAAAGUUCUAACGAUAUAAAUAUUAUAAAUAUAUACAUAUAAACAAUCUCGUCGUCUAUUUUUGCGUAACCAAAGUUCUUUAUAUAUAAAUAAUUAUACGUAGUAAACACAUUUUAUUGGUCUAUCCGUAGAACGUUAACGUGUCGGUGCACAUGAGACGAAAAAAAAAAAAAAAAAAAAAAAAAAAAAAAAAGAAUAAAAAAAAAGACACAAAGAGGCACACAGACAUUGUGUUUAGACGAUUACCUUACAUUGUACCAACCGAGAAACGUCGAUUGUAAAUGACACUAUCGAGCUGGCAAUAUUGUUAGCAAUACAACAUGUUCUUUCUACUGUUAAUAAUAUUGCUCAAACGCUAUGAUGUAAUAUUAUAAAUAUUAUUUUUAUCGUAUCACAAAUUAUUACAACUGCGUCGUACUAAUUACUCGUAUCGUCGUCACAUACCUUUCGCACUUGAUAAUAUCAAUUUAAAUAUUAUUGUAUUGAUACUUUUAUUGUAUUGUAUUGUAAUUUUUAAUUCGAACUAAUUUUAUUGUAUUAUUUAUAACAUUAUUGGAAAAAAUACGUGCCGUUUGUUUUUAUUAUCCAACUUUGAGAUGUACAAAACAUUUCUCGAGGUUCCCUCACUCUUUCGAUUUCAGUGGCGAAUCAGGAGAAUUAAAAACAAAAACGCUAAAAGCUCAGCGAAUCGUUAAAAAAUACAUGCUUACGGAAAAGCUGUAACCAUUAUAAUCCGUAUGGAUGGUCGAAAAGAUGCCACCGAAGUUAGAAUGGACGAGACCACCGACUAAUCUGUAACGUUUACGCUGAUAGUUGUUUUCUCUUCGCAAUAGAGGUAUUGUUGUAUCAACCUGUCAUAUGAUUUGAAAAUUGAAGUAAAAAAGAAUCUGAAAUAAAAAAAAUAAAAAAAUUGUUUCUCACUAGAA